Molecule: messenger RNA, 1483 nt
Organism: Diachasmimorpha longicaudata
Lineage: Eukaryota; Metazoa; Arthropoda; Insecta; Hymenoptera; Braconidae
Product: leucine-rich repeat-containing protein 15-like
Exons: 1
Coding region: 61-1395 (444 amino acids)
Molecular function (GO): protein binding
Source: RefSeq, a predicted model, not a curated record
AGAUUUUCAUUCAUUUCCAAUAAUCGUUUACUACGAGUGGUUACAUUCAGAUUCGCGUUGAUGAGAAAUCGUGUCGCCAUGAAGCUAGUGAUUGGACUCAGUCUUUUCGUACUGUCAUCCGUGUACGGGGAAAAUGUUUGCGGUGAGGAUGAAUCAGGUUUUACCAUCUGCCACAAUUCUGAUGUGGUGACAUCCAUCACCAAAACUGGUAAUAGCCGAGAGCUUUCCGCAUUACUGGAGAACGAUGUAACGAUCGGGCCCCAGGCGAUGAAAGAUUUGGAUAUCGACGAGCUCAACAUCAGGUUUCACACCCCUGACAAAUUCAACAGAUCAACUUUUCACACUCUAACGCUCGGACCAGAGUCAUUCACGGGGAUCGUCCAGCUUAAGGAUCUCCUCGUCGAAGCAGCAAAUAUAAUAACGGAGGGAAAUCCUCUUGCGCCUCUGCAAAAUUUGCAAAAAUUAUCGCUGACGACCUGCGACGUAGAUGAAGUACCGACUGAAAUGCUGGCGUCACUCCCAAACCUUAAGGAACUGUCUCUUCAGGAGAAUGACAUCACGACUAUCAAACCAAAUGCGUUUGUGGGAUUGAAAAAUUUGAUGUCGUUGGAUCUGAGUCAGAAUAAACUGACUAAUCUCGAACCGGGUUGUUUCGAUGGUCUUGAUGAGUUGAGAGCGCUGGAUCUUUCCCUGAAUGAUUUCACCGCUGUACCAGCGGCCUUCAAGGGACUGAACAAUCUACUGAGGCUCGAAAUGAGUUACUGCUUUUCUCUUGAAAAAAUUGAACCCCAGGCCUUCAAAGAUAUCCCGAAGCUCAUAAUUCUUGAACUGAAGUUCAACGAGUUGACCACGUUGCAGCCCGGUAUGUUCGAUGAAGCCCCAAAUCUGGAGGUCCUUAACUUGGAUGGAAAUUCCAUUGGUGAUGUCCCAAAGGGUGUUUUCGAUAAACUCUCGUCCUUGAGAGAGUUGACCCUUACCAGCAACAACAUCGCAACCAUCGAAGCUGGUGCAUUUUCUGGAUUAAAUCUCAGGGUGCUUGGACUCGCCUACAACAAACAGAUGUGCACCAUCGAACCUGGUGUCUUCAAUGAUUUAAAAGUUGAACAUUUGAGUCUCGUGAGCAACAACAUAUCGGAAAUUAAACCACGUGCACUGAGUGGCUUAACGUCAACAUUCCUCGAUCUGGAGGGUAAUAAAUUGGGGAAAAUUGGGACCGAAGAUUUGUCUGGGGUAACCACGUUCCUCCUGGAUUUGAGUAAUAAUGAAAUUACUGAAAUCAUGCCCGAUGCGAUGGAAAAUACUCAGGUUAAAAAGAUCGAUUUAUCUGGAAAUCCUGUGGAGGUGAAGGAUAAAGCGGCAUUGGGUUUACCUGACGACGCAUCGAUCAUUAACUGAUUUUCUAUAAUUCUCCGAUGUUCCAAAGUCAUGUCAUUGAAGAUAUGAACUGAGAUGAAAUAGAAAAAUAUAUUGAGAUGAUUCCAAA